AUGUUCAGCCUCCCUACCCGCCUCGCCCUAUCGCAAGCCAUCUCCCUCCCCCUUUCCGCACGCGCCUUCUCCAGCUCUACUCCAGCAGUAGCCCAGCUCGCCAAAACGCUGCUUGAAGACAAGGACCAAGGCCUCGGUUUCAUCCGGUCGAACCCCCGCGCCCCAAAACCGCGCAAGCUCGGCCUCACAGAGAUGCGUGGACCAUAUUACUCUGCAUACGGGACCCGACAUCUAGAGGAUGUGUUCGAGACGAUGGGGACACAUGUGGAUGGGCUGAAGUUCGCUGGGGGCUCGUUUGCGGUGAUGCCCGAGGAGAGGGUGAGGGAGAUGACUGAGGUGGCGCAUCGGAAUGGGGUUUAUGUGUCUACGGGGGGAUUCAUAGAGCAUAUCCUCACGCAUGCGGAUGUACACAGCGUGGUGGAUAGGUAUCUUCGAAAGUGCAAGGACCUCGGCUUCGAUGUCGUAGAAUUGUCCAGCGGCUUCCUCUCCUUCCCACCAGACGACUGGCUCCGCCUCGUCGAGAAAGUGCAGAGCCACGGCCUCAAGGCCAAGCCUGAACUCGGCAUCCAGUUCGGCGCCGGCGGAGACACGGAGGCCUCCGCUCUGGAAAUGACGGGCACGAGCGACCCGGCUAAGUUGGUGGAGAUGGGGAGGAAGUUUCUCGCAGCAGGCGUAGAGGUGAUGAUGAUUGAAUCGGAGGGGAUUACGGAGAAUGUACGGACGUGGAGGACGGAUGUGAUCCAGAAGAUCUUGAGGGAUCUGCCGAUGGAGAACGUGAUGUUCGAGGCUGCGGAGCCGAAGGUGUUUAAUUGGUAUGUGAGGGAGUUUGGGGUUGAUGUUAAUUUGUUUGUGGAUCAUAGCCAGGUGGUGCAGUUGGCGUGUUUGAGGAGUGGGAUUUGGGGGAUGGCGGAUACGUUUGGGAAAGUGGUGAGUUUUAGAGAUGGUAACUGAAGGUUUGAG
Messenger RNA from Pseudogymnoascus verrucosus, 960 nucleotides. RefSeq lists its product as uncharacterized. Lineage: Eukaryota; Fungi; Ascomycota; Leotiomycetes; Thelebolales; Thelebolaceae. Bases 1 to 951 code for a protein of 316 amino acids. The record is from RefSeq and is a predicted model, not a curated record. The transcript has 3 exons.